Messenger RNA from Papaver somniferum (opium poppy), 1059 nucleotides. RefSeq names its product putative F-box protein At2g02030. NCBI's taxonomy places the organism in Eukaryota, Viridiplantae, Streptophyta, Magnoliopsida, Ranunculales, Papaveraceae. Gene Ontology annotation, molecular function: protein binding. The transcript has 2 exons. The record is from RefSeq and is a predicted model, not a curated record. The coding region runs from base 1 to 1059 and encodes 352 amino acids.
AUGGAUGAAUUUCAUGGUGAUAGUCUUGUUCUGUGCGACGUAUUAAGUAGACUUGAUGUUGGAUCACUAAUGAGAUUUAAGUCCGUAUCAAAACCUUGGAGAUCAUUAAUGGAAAAAAAUACUCACCUAAUUAAUCUACACCUUACACAGUUAGAAAAACGUCGAUGUGGUGACAUGGACACUGCCCUCAUUAUUUCUCAAUUUCAUGAUGUUCAUCGUAAUGCUUUAUCUGAAGAAACCGCUCAUCCUAUUGCUGAAUGCGAAGAAACUGAAUCAAGUUGGUACCGCGCUGGGUUUUUGUUGCCUACUCGUCGGAGUGGAUCAGAGGAAGUGGUUGCUUGUGAUCCUUAUUUAUCAUAUUUCCCGGUGGAAGAAACAGUGUUGGAACCAGUAUAUGGUUUAAUACGUUGUGCUAAUUAUGGUGGUGUUCUCAUCAGAAAUCCGAUAACCGGAGAAACGACAUCCUGGAUCUAUACAAGGACACAUGAAGCAGUUAUGUCGUGCGGGGAGGAGCAAGGGACGGAACUUGAAGAUAAACCAGAGGAAGAAGCUAAGGAAAAACUUAUUUCAGUUGACUUUAUGUUUGCAUUCGGAUACGACCCAAUUACUAAGCAACACAGUUUUAUGUUUGGCUGUGAGGUCAUGACAGUAGGUGAGAAUACAUGGAGAACAAUCGACGAAUUCCCACCGAGCAUAGCAAUCAGUCAAUCUAGAAAAUCUGUUUAUAUGAAUGGUUCCAUAUAUUGGAUGUGUGAUGAUGAGGUGUGCCUGCCAUCCGAAAACAAACUAAUUAUGGUAUUUAAUGUCGGUAGAGAGACUUUUAGAGAGAUUUUAAUCCCUUGCUACGUACAUGAAAACCUUGGACAUACGAUGGUAUUAGGAGAAGUUGAUGGGAAAAUAGCAAUAGCUGCUUGUCAACGAUACAGAGGAUAUUAUGAUAAUAUCAGGUUUUGGAUAUAUGAGAAUGUCAGUGAUCAGGAGCAACUGCUUGGGAUGACCGCAAACAUCAAUUCUACUGGUACUGGUACUAGUUAUAAUGUCAUUGGUGGUAAUGGAUAA